UCGGCGGGAGGACGCGGCGCAGUGCAUUCUGGGUUGGCGUAGCCAUGGCGGCUCGUGUCCUUUCCGCCUGUGUCCGUCGCCUGCCCACGGCCUUCGCGCCGCUACCCCGGCUUCCCACACUGGCCUUGGCCCGGCCGCUCAGCACCACUCUCUGCUCUGAGGGAACCCGGAGGAGGCCCGGGACUCUGCAGCCCGUCUUGGCGCUCACGCAGGCGCCUGGAAGGGUCACACACUUGUGCCGCCAAUACAGUGACGCACCCCCUUUGACGUUAGAGGGAAUCAAGGACAGAGUGCUGUAUGUCUUGAAACUCUACGACAAGAUUGACCCAGAAAAGCUUUCAGUAAAUUCUCAUUUUAUGAAGGACCUGGGCUUAGACAGUUUGGACCAAGUGGAGAUUAUUAUGGCCAUGGAGGACGAAUUUGGGUUUGAAAUUCCUGAUAUAGAUGCAGAGAAGUUAAUGUGUCCACAAGAAAUCGUAGAUUACAUUGCAGAUAAGAAGGACGUAUAUGAAUAAAGUAUAAGAGCCUUCUUCCUCACCAGAAGGACUCCAGGAACACCCGAUGGCAUCAUGGCUGACUGACAGCGGCUCUGUUGGACUUGUAUUUAAAUUGUCUGAGUGUUUUACCCUUUAAAAAUAAAUCUAUUAUAAAACUAA
Messenger RNA from Phodopus roborovskii (desert hamster), 656 nucleotides. RefSeq names its product NADH:ubiquinone oxidoreductase subunit AB1 (gene Ndufab1). Gene Ontology annotation, cellular component: mitochondrion. Gene Ontology annotation, molecular function: acyl carrier activity; acyl binding. The record is from RefSeq and is a predicted model, not a curated record. The coding region runs from base 45 to 515 and encodes 156 amino acids. NCBI's taxonomy places the organism in Eukaryota, Metazoa, Chordata, Mammalia, Rodentia, Cricetidae. Gene Ontology annotation, biological process: fatty acid biosynthetic process. The transcript has 5 exons.